GUUUCAUAAUCUUCCCCAAUCCGUAACUGAGGCAAAAAUCAAGCUAGGGCGGCCGCCCUACCUUGCCCUACUGGGUCCUCCGCCCGUGAUCUCGAUUCCUCCUUUUCUUUUUCUUUUUAUUAUCAUGAGCUCUGUAUGUACAACACAUGCGUGUGGCUUCCUGGAACCAACUCUCUUCUUGUUUCUCUUCGUAAUAUAUAUGUACUUGUAAUUUGCACUACACGGCGUCUUAUUUUCCCUGUUGGUGCGAAUUUAUUCUCACAUUGCUAGCUGCAUUACUACUAUCAAGAACAAAUUGCUAGCUUUGUCUGUUUGUUUCUACCAGGACUCUGCAAAAGGAGGCAUGGAGCACUGCACAAUGAGGAUGCCCGACCGCAGGUCAAGGUUCUGGCAGAUGGAUGCGCAGCCGGUGCGCAUCGAGGUCAUAUGUCCCCAGCCUCGCCGCGCUUCCCGCUCCCCUUUCCUCAUGGAAAAUAGGGCCAACUCCAAGCCUAAUGGGACAUUACCAAUGUACAGAGCAGAUUCCUCUUCUGAAAUUUAUGAUCUCAUCCUCAGCAAGAAUAACCCUGAUGUUGAUACUGAUUCGACCCGCUUCUUCUGCGGGUCGCCUCCUGUGCGCACUAACAACCCUCUUGUCCGUGACCCCAAGUUUGGUACAGAAUUACCUUCCCUCUCUCCUGUAGGGAGUCCAAUCAGCAAAAUGCUGGAGAUGCUGGGAAGAAUUGAAGUAGGUACUUCUCCGACCCGCGGGGCUAGCAGCAACAGCAUCAGCCCGAAAGUGAGAGUCGAAGGUUUUGCUUGUGGCGGCAACAAAGACGCCGCCCAGUGAGUGUACAGUUAACCUUUGACCGAGAGCAGCAGCAGCAGCAAUUCAUCAUCAUUCCCCCAUUGACCCCCUAGUGCUUAUUCCGCGAUCCAAUACCAACAUGUAAAUCUUUCCGCCCCUCAUGAUAUAUAAAACUAGUCGUCGUUUUACAUUUUAAGCUAGCAGUACCCCUCAUUUGAGUCUUUGAGUUGGAGAGAGCUGAGUUCAUAUGGUCGGCCUUCUUUCGGAACAAACAGCUGCGCAAACGCAGAAGAGAUGAGAUGAGCUUUUCGGAUGGAUGUGUAGAUAAGAGAGGCCUCCAGUUGUCUUAAUUUGUAUGUGUUGAUGGAUGUGUAGAUAAGAGAGGCCUCCAGUUGUCUUAAUUUGUAUGUGUUGUCUAGUAAAUGUCGCAUUGCAUUUGCUUGGUUGGUCAGUCUGUAAACUGUGUCCUGCAUUCUGAUGCAUAAUCAAGAAAACUCCUUGGUUAUAUC
This is a messenger RNA of Brachypodium distachyon (stiff brome), 1296 nucleotides long. RefSeq lists its product as uncharacterized. The transcript has 3 exons. NCBI's taxonomy places the organism in Eukaryota, Viridiplantae, Streptophyta, Magnoliopsida, Poales, Poaceae. Bases 344 to 829 code for a protein of 161 amino acids. The record is from RefSeq and is a predicted model, not a curated record.